Cucurbita maxima (winter squash) is the source of this 771-nucleotide messenger RNA. RefSeq lists its product as uncharacterized. The coding region runs from base 90 to 569 and encodes 159 amino acids. The transcript has a single exon. NCBI's taxonomy places the organism in Eukaryota, Viridiplantae, Streptophyta, Magnoliopsida, Cucurbitales, Cucurbitaceae. The record is from RefSeq and is a predicted model, not a curated record.
GAGGGGACCCUAAACAAUGGCCUCCCUCAACAGAACACGCAGAGAUCAGAUCGCAAUUUCAGAGAUUCCGUUUCAGAAAACUUACAAUUAUGCUCUGUGAAACCUCCGAUUAUCCUCCAAAAUCGCUUCAAUUCAAGCACAACGACAAAUUCUUCUCCAAGCUUCUCACCAGAGAAAGUUCCAGAGCCAAUCACUCUUCCAGAAUCUACUAUGGCGGAUUGGCCGGUGCUGUUCCUUUCGUUUGGGAGUCUCAGCCAGGUACGCCUCUUCACCGAUUUUCCGAUGAUCUAACUCCUCCUCUCACUCCUCCUCCUUCUUACUUUUCUCAUUCUCUUCAAAAACCGCCAAAAAACCGCUCCAAAUCGCUCUCUCUUUUCCAUAUCUUCUUCAAUCACAAGAGGAAACUCGAUCUAUUGACGCCGCCGGUUUCCAAAUCGGCGUCAUUGCCGUCUUCCGGAUCGACGUUCGAUUCGGCCGUCGGUGCGGCGGUUUGCGCUCGGAGUCUCGCGUUCGAAGGAGGGAGAGGAUGCGGCGGCCUCCGGCUCAGUGCUUUGUUUCGGAAUCGGUAGAUGAGCGGCGGUGAGAUUGACAAACUUCACUGGUUCAGAAUCUGAAUCGGAAUCGGAAUCGGAAUCUUAAUCGGAGUAAAUCUUUAGAAUAAUUGUUAUGUUCAUUUGGUGUAUGGUAUCGAUAAGUCCAAAGGGAUUGGUUGAAAAUUUGUAAAAAUAAUAAUAAUAAUAAUAAUAAAGUUUAUCUAAUCAUCUUUUUUAA